ACCGAAACUUCCGGUAGGUGGUUUGUUUUGUUUGUUCGUCGAAUCAGAAGAAGAAAAAGAAGAACAAGGUUCAUUAAUGGCUUCCUCCUCCUUCCUCCGCCUCGCGAUCGUCGUAGGGUUUCUGGCGAUCUCCACCGCCGCAGCACGGCCGUGCAAGACCUUCCUCAUCUCCUCCUACUCCGUCUCCAUAACCCCAGAAAACCCUAGCCCUAAUUUCGACGGUGAACCAAAUUUCUCCUCCACCCGAUUCGUCACCGUCUUCACCAUCCGACGAUUCACUUCCCACCACUUCCGUCCCUACCUCUUCCACCGCCGCCACGACGGCGGAGGCUUCCUCCCCUCCGCCAUCGUACGGUCGUCGGAGGCGUCUCGCCCCCAAUUCUCCUCCUCUUUCAUCCCCAAGAACACCCUCAGAGAUCGCACCAGGGAUAUCCUCAGCAUCUUCGUCGCUCUCCUCUUCGGCGUCGGCUGCGGCGCUCUCACCGGCGCGACCAUGUACCUCGUAUGGGCUCUCGUGGCGAACAGCCAUGGCUACAACUUCGAGGACGAAGAUUACGAGACCGAUGGUUACGAUGAUUCGACCCCUAAGAAGAUGGGUUACGUCAAGAUCCCUGGCCCUGCUCCUGUGAAGGAGGCUGCUUGAAUGAGGUGAUCUUACCCCCAGUGGAAACAGUACAAAACCCUUAAUUCCUUCUGUGUGUUGGGUUUCUCCAUAUCCUGUGAUUGUUCUAUUUGCUUUUACGUUUUCCACUUUGUAUGUUGCGACGUAAUAGUAACUCUGUCUCCCUUAUGGAUUUCUCUGAUUCAAAUACACUGAAAAAUUUGUGCUUUAUGAAUUGCGACGGGUUUAUCAUAUUGCUGUGUAAGCACAUGUUCUCUUUGUAUGUACUGACGCAUUUGGUA
Molecule: messenger RNA, 903 nt
Organism: Tarenaya hassleriana
Lineage: Eukaryota; Viridiplantae; Streptophyta; Magnoliopsida; Brassicales; Cleomaceae
Exons: 1
Coding region: 77-643 (188 amino acids)
Source: RefSeq, a predicted model, not a curated record